This is a messenger RNA of Sciurus carolinensis (gray squirrel), 4257 nucleotides long. It is a transcript of the gene Fbxo48, whose product is annotated as F-box protein 48. The transcript has 3 exons. The coding region runs from base 116 to 583 and encodes 155 amino acids. The record is from RefSeq and is a predicted model, not a curated record. Lineage: Eukaryota; Metazoa; Chordata; Mammalia; Rodentia; Sciuridae. Gene Ontology annotation, cellular component: SCF ubiquitin ligase complex. Gene Ontology annotation, molecular function: protein binding. Gene Ontology annotation, biological process: SCF-dependent proteasomal ubiquitin-dependent protein catabolic process.
GGGACGUGAAGGACUAUGGGGAAGGAUUCGAAUCCCGGAGGAUUUAAAUCGCGGGAGGAGAAGUCACUGCGGCCCAAUAGGUUACAUAUGAGGAUAAUUUAUUAAGUAUCACGCUAUGCAGAAAAGUUCCAAGAGAAACAAUAAUUUGAGAGUUUCUGACAUAGAAUUGAAUUCUGUGGAUGCUGAGAAGGCAAAAAAUGAGAGUCAAAAUAACUUUGUUGAACUGCUGCCUCUAGAAGUCACUUUUAAAAUUUUUAGUCAGCUGGACAUUCGGAGUUUGUGCAGAGCUUCUGUGACAUGUAGGAGCUGGAAUUACACAAUAAGAAACAGUGACUCCUUAUGGAAACCUCACUGCUUGACUGUAAGAGCUGUGUGCCGAAGAGAAAUAGAUGACGACCUAGAAAGUGGUUAUUCCUGGAGGGUAAUACUACUGAGGAAUUACCAGAAGAGUAAAGUAAAACAUGAAUGGCUAAGUGGUAAAUACAGCAACAUAUGUUCUCCCAUUAGCCUCCCAGAAAAAAUCAUGUGCCCGAUGGAUGCAGACACGUGGGGAGAAAUUCUAGAAGCAGAACUGGAAAGAUAAGUGGAAAACUCACAGUCAGAUCUUGUAACUUUGAGAUUUCAGAAUGACUCCACUUGUAAAAGAUGUAUUUUUAUCUGUUCAUAUUUUUCUCUACCUUUUUAAUAUUUAACAUUAAAAAGUAGAAAAUAUUCUGAAAGCAAAGCUUUAUUUUUAUUUUGCACUUUAGUAAAGAAUAUUUUUUUAUUUUAUUGUAAUGUGGAAAAAUCAUGAACUGUUUUAUGUGAGACAUAACAUACUGAUAGAAUGAUUUCAAAAUGUAUUGUUUAAUGUAUUGGUGUUGGUAUUUAGUAGCACUUUAAAUGAUAGGGUUUGAUUAGUAUUUCCUGUUUAAUGAUAACUCAAAAAUUGAGGAAGCAACAAGAAGAAACUAACUUAAACAAUAGACUCCUACUAAAUUCGUGGGAGAACUGAGUGAAAAUAAUGGCAAUAUGUUUAAAUGAAUUAUAAACUCACUUUUCAAUAACUUUGAAUUUUCCAUUCCAGUGGAAUCAAAUCGAAUUGUGAAACUGUUUUAAAACGUGUUAAGCCUGUAGUUUAGUUUAAAAUCAUUCUGAUUUUAGGGCUAAAGCUCAUAGGAUUAAAAUUUCCAUUACUUUCCUACAUUCUGUGAUUAUUCUCAGGGGCUGGAAAAUAUGCAGAAAGUUUCUAGAGCACAACUACCAUCAAAACUGCCAUAUAAUAUAGUCUAUGAAAACUUUUGAUGGCCUUAUAGCACCAUCUAGUGUAUUAUUCAUAGAUACAAGGACAAAGAACUUUCAACUCCUUUUUGUUUUCUCCAUAUUUAAAAGAAAAUCAAAAUUAUCCUAGAGAAUCCUUGACACUUGACUUUGUUAAAGUUUAUAAUUUUCAAGGAACCUUUAUUUCAGCUUUCAUUUCUCUUUUUCACCAGAUCAGACAAUGCAGUAUUCUAUCAUAGUGUUCACUCUGAAUGGAAUCUGCACCAUGUUAAAAAGUAUUUACAAAACAUUUUAGUUGGUAUGGAAUUUUCUUCUUUAAAUGUUCUCUAUGGCACAAAAAUAAUCCGGAAAACCAGAAUUUAACUAGUACACAACUCUAAGAAGGAAGCCUCACUCUACACGAUUUCCCUUUGUUGGAUCAAGCAGAUAAUGAGUGAUAAUCUCCUACUAUCUUUUUAGAGUUGAAAAAGGCCUUGAAAAUCAAGCAGUUCAGUUUCCAGGGCUGUUCAGUAAUUUCCUCUUGCAAACCCUGACAGUCAGCAAACCCAAGCUCAAAUGUUUCUUAUAGGAUCUCCACUAAGUGAUAGAACAGCCCUACUGUAUGCUAGGAUUCCUCUGAUCAGUAGCAAUUUGUCCUCAUUGAACUGAAGACCACUUCUCUGUAACAUUUCCAUACUAGUUCUGGCGUUACCUUCUAAAACUAGACUGAUUCAAUCAUUCUUCUCUGAUUGCCACUCACAUAUUCAACACUGUUAACCUGUCUCUUCCUGUAUCUUCUCCUCAACUACUUCUGCUAUUCAUAGAGUAUAAUUUCUAGACCCAGCAGUGUUCUCUUUUACCCAUGCCCUCUUAACAAAAAUGUAUUUGGAAAGGAAGAUACCCUACUAAUUUUAUUUAAUAAGAGAAUAAGAAAGCACUGUGACAUUAUUGGAAAAAUUAAAGCUUUAAAGCAUUUUACUGAAUAGCAUAUGUGUACAACAGCAUAUGGACAAGUAUAGUAUCAUCUUUUGUAAUGGAUAUGAACUGUUUUCUUUGCCAAACCCUUUUAACUAUCUAUUGUCUUCCUCUGUUAAUAGAGAUCACCCUAAUUAGGGUGAAUUGCCCUUCUCACUUCUUCCCCAUGCUGUUAUUUACAGUGUCCUGUUUCCCCCAGCCUCUGUGUGAGUCUAGAAAUGGAAACAUAACCCCAACCACCCUCUUCCAAGAGUCAGGAGAAACUCCAUUUCCUCUUUCCUAUUGAAACUAUUCCCUUCCACACAGAAACAGAUCCUCAUAAGAGAAUAUGAAACCAAUAGGAGAAAGAAACAGCUAGGGGAGAGUCUGUUUGCAUUUGGGACCCUGGUUUUAGUCAUUCCGCAUCUGCUUGCCUAAACUAACACAAAUUGAGUUGCAGCCUUUGCACUAAAAGUCCUACCUGAUGUGAUUUCCUUCACCUUUUUUGUCCAGUAUGUGAUACUUGUGGUUUACAUUAGUAUCUUAUGAUUUUAAGUUAUCAAACCUUGAUUUGUCCUUAGUGCUUCUAAUUUUAUAUCCUGGAAACAGUUCCUUGCCUCUGACUUCCUCAUCAGUCAUUCAUUGCUCAAUCUUCUGUAAGCUGGCCUUCACUCGACAUGAAACUACCAUUAUCCAAGUUACAAGUGAUUUAAUUGAUGAAUCCAUUGGAUGCAUUUUGGUUGUUCAAAUAUUUAACACACACUCAGGUCUUGUAACUUCUAGGUUUGGGGUUAGAAUCUCUAGGAUUUUUCUUUGCCUAUUCUAACCAGUCUUUUCAGUUUCUUUCAAGGACUCACUUUCCUGGACUGGGACUGUAGCUCAGUGACAGAGCACUGGCCUAGCAUGGGUGAGGCUCCAGAAACACAUAUGCUUCUAUUGACUGGAGUGUUAGUCAAAUCACAGACACCUGGUUCAGAACUCAUUAUCUCACAAAAAUAAUUGUUUUUCUGCCCUGACCUCAGUGAAUGACCAGUGUUGCUCGGUAGUUACCUACCAUGUUUUACUAUUCUACAACAGUCUCCAUGAUCAGUUAGCUUAGUAAUAUUAUCAUUCCAAAUAUCUAGACAUUUCAGCCCUUCUCCAUCUUUAUCUCUGCUUCAUUACUUGAUUCUGAUCUUUAUCUGAAAUUGGAUUACUUUAAUAACCUCUUAACUGGUACACCGGCCUCUAGUUCCUUCCUCACCAGUAUAAUCUUUCUAAGUCCCCAAUUAUCAUAUGGCCCCUAACUUAAACACCUCACUGCAUUCAGGUAAAGGUCAAAAUUCCCUGAGAAGCUUGUACAGUUUCUAGUGAUGUGAUCUGGCCUACCUAUCUAUCAUCUUCUCUCACCACUAUCCCAUCCUAUAACUCUCAGUUCAGUCAUAUCAAGCUAUGUGCAGUUCUCUGAACACGUGAAUUCUAUUUUCUGCCUUUUGCACAGGCUCUUUGAUAUACCUAUAAUACUCUUCCUCUCAUCCUCCAUGAAUUCUUUACUUGGCAAAAUCUUUUGUACAACUCAUCACCUUAACCUGGAAACCAUCCUAACUACUACCAUUCCUGGAUUAAGUGACCCUUUUAAGGUUUCUGUACUACACUCUCUAAGCUGUCACACUGUAUUAAGCUUUCUAUUUUCUUUUUCUGUCUCUUUAGACUGUGAAUUUCUUAAUGGCAGGGACCAUUUUUAAUUUAUUUUUUUGUAUUCCCAAGACUUGGAACAUGGUAGUGCUUCAUAAAGAUUUGUUAAAUUAUUUCCAUAGUUAUUUAUUUUAAUUCUAUUCAGAAUGUAUAAUAAAAUAUACUUAUUGUAAGUAAUUUAAAAUCUACAUUGUUAUAGUAACAAUUUACUAUAUUGUUAAUGGAUAAGAUUUGUUGAAAUGCAAGUACAAUGCUUAAGAUAUAUGAGAUGCUUGGUAUUAAUGCUAAUACAUGAAUAAUUGUUCUAGUCUUCUGUAAAGAUAUAAGAGGAAAUUAGAAGUGUAUUGUUAUAUUUUUAAUAAACACUUGAAAAUAAACUUAACCUCAAAA